Cricetulus griseus (Chinese hamster) is the source of this 3514-nucleotide messenger RNA. Lineage: Eukaryota; Metazoa; Chordata; Mammalia; Rodentia; Cricetidae. The record is from RefSeq and is a predicted model, not a curated record.
CUCGACAGCAUCAUCCUUAAAUCGUGUGUGUGUGUGUGUGUGUGUGGGUGUGUGUGUAUUGUGCUUAUUGUGCAGGGGUCAGAGGGCAACUUGCAGAAGCCUGUGCUCUUCUACUGUGUGCAUCCAGGGGAGGACACUGGGAAGGCAGGCUUAGCAGCAAGUACAUUUACCCACUGAGCUUUGCCCUUCCUUUUUUAUUGUCAGUGCAAAUGACAUUCCCACAACAAAGACCGAUGGCUUCCAAUAUUAUUUUAAAACUAGUUUGGGCCUCAGAGAACCUCUGUAAGAACCUUAAGAGCCUAUGCACUCCCCUGGGCACAGACUUGGGGAACCACAGGUGUAAUGUGUGCUCACGGUGGUGCGACUGUUUUCCUCCUAGCUACUCUGAGCACGCAGCUUUCUUAAAGUCCUCACUCUGAAAAGCACCUUGUUAGGAACUCUGAGUAAGACACUUAACUGUCUUCUCUAAGAAAGCUGUUGGGAACUGGGAAAAGAGAAGGAAAAACAGCUGUAAAAAAUUAUUAUUACAUUCACUUAAGGAGUUACAACUUAAAAUUCCAUAAACAGAACUGUUAAAGGUAACAUGGCCUCCACCAUAGGAACUGAACCUAGGGCCUCAGUCUCUUCCUAUGCUACAUUGGAGACAGGGUCUUGUUACUUAUCCAAAACUCCCAAACUUACCAUGCAGUCUAUAGAGUCCUAAGGCUUAAUGCCAUCUUCCUGCCUCUGCCUCCUGAUUGCUUUGAUUACCACGUUUGGCUUUAUUUUUUAAUGAUUGCCAUUUUUGCUUCCUUAUUUCCUAUUUAUAGACAUAAAGCCUUGAAUCACUGUAGCAUAUAAUAUACAUUUACUUCCUUUUGUUUUUCUUAAGCUAAAAAUGUCUUUAUCCUUCUUAGCCUUGUCUUGGGUGUUGUAACACUUUUUAUCUUAUUUGGAGGGAUCCUCCCCGCAAGGUCUGUCAGGAAGUGUUCCCAUGAAGCUUGCCUACCUUGCAAGCCAGUCUUUCCUUUCUGUUUCAGAAUGGAUUUCAUCCUUCUCGGAAGUCCUUAGGGCCACUGUCACCUCGGUCUGAUUUAUUUCCUAGUCCCCAUUUGGGGGCAACGAUCAAAAUCCUCCGGUUGAAGAGGAUUUUCAUAAACAGCUGAAUCCCGCCUGGGUCAUCAGUGGCAAGAGUCCACACGUGUGUGCCUGUCUGGGCGCCAAGAGUUAACUUUUGCAAAUGCUGCCUCGGGAACUCCAGGGUUCGUUGGCUGCCGCUUGCUUCGCCGUCAAGAAAAUAACAAACCCCCAAAGCAAGCAGGAGUGGAAAAGGCCUCUUUGGAGCGGUGAGGCAUAUUAAAGGUAGCUGAGAAGAGGAAAGCCCAGCCAAUUUAUGUGGUAAUAUGGAAGAAAAUGGACAAAGACUGUUUAAUGGAAUAAGAGAGUGGCGACUGCGCUAAAACAUGGAUAGAUGCAAACAGGCAGGGAGGGUAACCCCCCAGGACCACUCCAUCCUGAACCCUCAGAAGUGGUGCUGUCUGGAGUGCUCUACCACAGAGUCUGCGUGGGCCUGCCUCAAGUGCUCCCACGUGGCCUGCGGCCGCUAUAUUGAAGACCAUGCACUGAAACACUUUGAAGAGACCGGACACCCGCUGGCCAUGGAGGUCCGGGAUCUCUAUGUGUUCUGCUACCUGUGCAAGGACUACGUGCUCAAUGACAACCCCGCGGGGGACCUGAAGCUGCUGAGAAGCUCCCUCCUGGCGGUUCAAGGCCAGAAGCAGGACCAGCCCGCGAGGCGUGGGCGGAUGCUGCGGUCCACUGCUGCAGGGGAGGACGUGGUCCCACCGCAGCGCACUCCUCAGGGACAGCCGCAGAUGCUCACAGCUCUGUGGUACCGGCGCCAGCACUUGUUGGCCAAGACGCUGCGGCUGUGGUUCGAGAAGAGCUCCAGGGGCCGCGCACAGCUAGAGCAGCGGCGGCGGGAGGAGGAACUGGAGCGCAAGAAGGAGGCGGCGCGCCUACGCAACCUGGGCAACACCUGCUACAUGAACUCAAUCCUCCAGGUACUCAGCCACCUCCAGAAGUUCCGGGAAUGUUUCCUGAACCUCGACCCUUCCACCUCCGAGCACCUGUUUCCCCAAGCAACCAACGGGAAGGCUCAACUCUCUGGUAGACCAGCCAGCACCUCUGCCACGGAGUUGUCAGUAAAGAGUGACCGGGCCCAGGGGUGCGAACCUCGGGGCCUCUGCUGGAACAGCGGAGCCUCCAUCAGCAGGAGCCUGGAGCUCAUUCAGAACAAAGAACCCAGCUCAAAGCACAUUUCCCUCUGCCACGAACUGCACACCCUCUUCCGAGUCAUGUGGUCUGGGAAGUGGGCGCUGGUGUCGCCCUUUGCCAUGCUUCACUCGGUAUGGAGCCUCAUUCCCGCCUUCCGUGGCUAUGACCAGCAGGACGCACAGGAAUUUCUCUGCGAGCUGUUGCACAAGGUGCAGCAGGAACUUGAGUCUGAGGGCUCCACGCGCCGGAUUCUCAUCCCCUUCUCCCAGAGGAAGCUCACCAAGCAGGUCUUAAAAGUGGUGAACACCAUAUUUCAUGGGCAGCUGCUCAGUCAGGUUACAUGUGUAUCAUGCAAUUAUAAAUCCAAUACCAUUGAGCCCUUUUGGGAUCUGUCCCUGGAAUUCCCUGAACGAUACCACUGCAUAGAAAAGGGGUUUGUCCCUUUGAAUCAGACAGAGUGCCUGCUCACUGAGAUGCUGGCCAAGUUUACAGAGACAGAGGCCCUGGAGGGGAGAAUCUACGCUUGUGACCAGUGUAACAGCAAACGACGGAAAUCUAACCCAAAGCCUCUUGUUCUGAGUGAAGCUAGAAAGCAGCUAAUGAUCUACAGACUACCUCAGGUCCUGCGGCUGCACCUCAAAAGAUUCAGGUGGUCUGGCCGUAAUCACCGAGAGAAGAUUGGGGUCCAUGUCGUCUUUGACCAGGUAUUAACCAUGGAACCUUACUGCUGCAGGGACAUGCUCUCCUCUCUUGACAAAGAGACCUUUGCCUAUGAUCUCUCCGCAGUGGUCAUGCAUCACGGGAAAGGGUUUGGCUCAGGACACUACACAGCCUAUUGCUACAACACAGAGGGAGGUUUUUGGGUCCACUGCAAUGACUCAAAGCUGGAUGUGUGCAGUGUCGAGGAAGUGUGCAAAACCCAGGCCUACAUCCUUUUUUACACUCGAAGAACAGUUCAGGGCAGUGCAAGACUCUCAGAACCCCAACUCCGAGCUCAGGUGCAGUCCAGCAGCAAGGACGAAGGCAGAACAUACACAUUCCCCUGACUAGGAGGCAUGCAUCAAAAUGUCCUUACAUUUUUCCUCUUGGGUAAUAAGGCUUGCCACAGUAACAAAUUGCUGGGUUUGCCUCACUGGGCCUAGAGGAGACAAUGCCAGGUGAUUCCUGCCCUGUCAAAAAUUGGUAGUCACUUUCUUUUGAAAACUGUUGGAAAUUCCCUCCUUUCAUAAAACAAAUCUAAAGGAGUAACUUCUAUGAA